CUCGUUGCCGGUUAGGUGGGAUACACUGAUGAAUUUUUUCGAGUCAUCGUCGGAAGGCGGGCCGUUUUGGGGCUGUGCGCCGACUCGAAUCCAGUGACCGCGGCACCGACCUGCCUACAACACUCAUCAUAUAUUCUGCGAUGUCUGCAUUACAUCCCUGGAAACUAUCGACACUUCUACCGCUGCGGCAUGGCUACUGUUUUGCAUCGUUUUCGUGGAUGCUUGGCGCUCACCGGGCCUGUGGUCGAUGAGCUUGCUCAUUCAGCAAUUGCAUAUUGUACAUCGACGCCAGCAUCCACCACCUUCGACGGCGGACCUUCGUUUCAUAUCACCGUAUUGACAAAGGAGGAGCUGAGGCGUCAAGAUGAGCGGUCGGAACAUUCAAAAGAGAAUAUUCAGGCAGACGCGUCUCGCAUUUAUUCAGCAGGCAUUGGUGGCAACAAAGGUGUCUAUUUUGUUGUCAUAAUAUGGGCCGCUGGACAGCAGCUUCGAAAGCGCCUUGGCCUGCCUCCCAAGGAUUUUCACAUUACACUUACACGAACUGAUAAUCAUGAAAUGGACAAGAGCAUCCAUUCUCUCCUGCAUGGACAGCCACCUCAAUCUCCCUCUUCCGACUUUCUGGACCAUCUCACAUAUACGCUCCAUAUCACUGCGGACCAUCAAACGGAACGGCAGUAUUGUAUACAGCUAAUCCAUACCAUGCCAGAUUCCCAUCGCGGAUUCCUUCGACUGGGAGACGUCUCCUUAUCCCUCAGUCUGCAUAAAUUGGCCAUGCUUUCAUAUUGCCGCGCAUUUCCUCUAGCAACGAGCCAGAAUGUGAAAGACUAUUGUGUCAAAAAGUCAAUCGAGUGCUCACACUACACAGAGUGGGGAUGCUUGUUUAUGGAUUCGGAGAGGGAACAGUUACCAGCUGAAAUAACGGCUUUGCUGCUGAGACCGUGGUCUGGUGAACUGCGUGAACUCUUGAGCGAGGCAAACAUCACACCGACCCUGCCUGUCGCCUCGCGCCAGCCCAUGUAUGUAUCCAGCGGCCAAAGGCUCCCUCGGUUCUUCCGUUGGCUCAUUCCUUUCUAUUUCGCAAUCAUGUCUACCCCGCGCACCGAACAGGACAUCACCUUACUGGCCUCUAUUGGUAUCAAGCACGUCCUGACACUUACCGAAGAGGAACCCCUUCCUCAGUCAUGGUUUGCCGGAACUGCCAUCUCUAACACCUUCCUCCCCGUUUCCAAUUACUGCCCGCCUUCCAUUGAGCAAAUGGAUAUCAUUAUGAGACUUUUCGAUGACCCCGAGAAGGUUCUGCUACUUGUUCACUGUGGCGGCGGUAAAGGACGCGCGGGUACGGUCGCAGCAUGUUACCUUGUAGCAUAUGGCUUCGGCAAACCGCAUCCCAACCAAGAUCAUCCCGAGAUCACAGCCCAUGACGCCAUCGCUACUCUGCGCUCACUACGUCCCGGAAGCAUCGAAACAUCACAGCAAGAGGCGUUUGUUUCAAAAUGGUGCAGUACAAUCUGGAAGCGCCAGGCCGUGCUCCCUGAUCUUCCGUCUGAGCCGCCACCAUCUCCAUUAGAAGUAGAAGGUGUGCUUGAUUGUGAUGCAGACCUGUUCGUGCUCGUCGGUCUCCCGGGAGCUGGAAAGUCGUGGUUCGCGCAGGCGCUGGUGAAGCGUGAUCCCAAAGUGUGGACGCGUAUAUCUCAGGAUGACUCGGGUAGCCGUGCUUCAUGCGAGGCCCUUAUUGGCCGGAAACCAUAUACCAGACGUACGCUCUUGGACCGGUGUAAUACAUCAUCUGCUGAGCGCAGGUCCUGGCUCAGUUCGGCAUCAAACUGGGUGAAGGCGCCUAUCUGUGUGUGGUUUGAUUAUGAUCGUGAGCUGUGUGUGUCCAGAGCUCAGCGACGCACGGGACAUCCUACACUUCCGCCUGGACAUCGCGUCCAAAUUGCUGUCCAUCAAAUGAAUAAACAGUUUGAACGGCCCAGCGUACGCGAGGGUUUCAAGGCUGUUGUGAUUAUCAGGUCCUUCAACGCAUGUCAGGAACUAGUUGCACGACUCUCUCCGUCGAUAGGUAUUUUCAAGUUCCCUCGUACACCUCAUCUCAUAGACCUUGGAGCUGCGACACCCGAUGAUCUCAUCACAGACACCAGCGCCAUUCCUGGACAUGUUGUUAUCACUGAAAAGGUUGAUGGCGCCAAUAUGGGAUUUUCGCUCUCUAGCGACCGAGAGCGGAUCGUCGUACAGAACAGGUCUCAUUAUGUUGAUUCAUCGACCCACGAGCAAUUCAGAAAGCUGGGACAUUGGGUUGACCUGCACCGGGAGGCAUUGAUUCGCGUGCUUGGAAGAGACGAGCAUUUCCCUGAACGAUACGUCCUGUAUGGGGAAUGGAUGUAUGCGACCCAUUCCAUUCCUUAUACCAACCUUCCUGACAGGUUCCUCGCCUUUGAUCUAUAUGAUCGAUACCUGGAGCUAUUUGUUGAUCGUCAAAGUCUGAAUGCACUUCUGUGUACGACAUCUAUCCAGGUGGUUCCUCUAAUCUACGAAGGAAAGAUGCCUUCAGAAGGGGACUUGAAGAAGCUUGUUCCGGGUCGCUCGCGCUUUUGGGAUGGAAGGGUGGAGGGCGUGUAUGUGAAGGUGGAGAGGGAUGGCAGGGUUGUUUCGAGAGGUAAGGUUGUGAGGGCAGAUUUUAUAUCUGGAAACGAGCACUGGACGAAAGGAAAUCUGAGGUUGAAUGGACUGAGUGUGGAUGCUAGAGAUGACUACUGGCAUUGAUCAUUGGAUGUUCGUCUUUUGAGUUUUUUGGUAGAGUUUUCUUUUACAACGGCCGGCUGCCAACUCGAGCAGAAGCUCGAGAAUUACUGGGCCCACGGACCCAAAUCCACAUCCAAUGGUCCAUCGGACCGGCUUUGCCGCCAGACUAUAUAACCGUGUACGUACACAUCUCCCCAUGAACCUAAG
Molecule: messenger RNA, 2949 nt
Organism: Desarmillaria tabescens
Lineage: Eukaryota; Fungi; Basidiomycota; Agaricomycetes; Agaricales; Physalacriaceae
Product: ATP dependent DNA ligase
Exons: 2
Coding region: 190-2763 (857 amino acids)
Biological process (GO): protein dephosphorylation
Molecular function (GO): protein tyrosine phosphatase activity
Source: RefSeq, a predicted model, not a curated record